AUGAACAUCCAAGUCGAUCGUUUCGAAGCCGUCCAUGUCAAAGGCAAAAAGUUUGUGGGCUACAUCACAAGUGUAGAGCACUUGGCCAGUGGUUCCAAGUGGGAAAUCCCCAUCCGGUAUUCCGUGUACAAUGCAUUCCAUGCCAAGCUUGUCAAGACCGAUCCGAAGGCAGCGAAACUGCCCUUCCCCAAAAAGUCGUUAUUUGCGCCCCCCAAUGCUACUCGCCGGGACCUUCUCAACAAAUUCGUGACACAGUUGACCACAAUCACGCUUUCCCCCGAAGGCAGUAAACUGCUGGACGCCCUUCUCGACCUCCCGUUCAAGUGGAAGCUCCAGUGGCAGCAGCAUUGCCAGUUGAACCAAGCGAGGCCUCAUCGGUGCUUGUGGCCGAAUCCCUCGUAG
Aphanomyces astaci is the source of this 402-nucleotide messenger RNA. RefSeq lists its product as hypothetical. NCBI's taxonomy places the organism in Eukaryota, Oomycota, Saprolegniomycetes, Saprolegniales, Verrucalvaceae. The transcript is spliced from 4 exons. The record is from RefSeq and is a predicted model, not a curated record. Bases 1 to 402 code for a protein of 133 amino acids. Gene Ontology annotation, molecular function: phosphatidylinositol binding.